Annulohypoxylon maeteangense is the source of this 1128-nucleotide messenger RNA. RefSeq names its product dihydrodipicolinate synthetase. Gene Ontology annotation, molecular function: 4-hydroxy-tetrahydrodipicolinate synthase activity. The transcript has a single exon. The record is from RefSeq and is a predicted model, not a curated record. NCBI's taxonomy places the organism in Eukaryota, Fungi, Ascomycota, Sordariomycetes, Xylariales, Hypoxylaceae. The coding region runs from base 175 to 1128 and encodes 317 amino acids.
AGAUGCCGGUUCGGCAUCUUGAGUUCGUCAUGAAUUAUAUGCAUGUCAGUCAGUUUAAGAUGAAGGAGAGGUGUCGAGUUGUAUAGAGGCAGCAGCUCAUCGCUUUGCCUUGUGUGUUUUUUGAGAAGGUCCGCAGAUUCAUUCAUCCAUUCGCAUUAACCCACGGACGUCAAAAUGGCCCAACAUAUUCCUCCAGGCGGCGUAUGGUGCCCCGCCGCUACCUUUUUCAACCCAGAAACGGAUGAACUAGACCUAGAAUCGCAAGCUUCCUAUUAUUCGUACCUGUCGCGAACGGGGCUGGCUGGUCUAGUCAUCCUAGGCACAAAUGCUGAAGCGUUUCUGUUGACGCGCGAAGAGCGUAAAGCUUUGAUAGCUACAGCUCGCAAGGCGAUUGGCCCCGACUUCCCUAUCAUGGCGGGAUGCGGAGCGCAUUCUACCAAGCAGGUGCUCGAGCUCAUCAGUGAUGCGGCAGAGGCCGGAGCCAACUCCACCUUAGUCCUACCGCCUGCGUACUUCGGAAAGGCAACGACGCCAGAGGUUAUCGAGAGGUUUUAUGGCGAUGUGUCUAAGGCCAGCAAACUUCCGAUUGUUAUUUACAACUUUCCGGGAGUGUGCAAUGGUGUAGACUUGGGUUCGGAUAUUAUUACCAAAUUGGCUAACAAGUACCCGAAUAUCGUCGGAACGAAGCUUACAUGCGGUUCGGUAGCCAAGAUCACUCGCUUAGCUGCCGCUCUCCCUAAUUUCGCGACGUUCGGUGGUCAAUCCGAUUUCAUUAUUGGAGGAUUGAGUUCCGGGUCGGUUGGAUGCAUCGCGGCUUUCGCGAAUGUAGCUCCGAAGACAAUUGUCAGAAUUUACGACCUCUACCGGGAAGGAAAAUACCAAGAGGCCAUGGAAUUGCACAAGAAGGCCGCCUUAGCAGAGCAGUACAUCAAGGCGGGAAUUGGCGCGACAAAGUUCGCUGCUGCCAUACGGACUGCGACUGCGGCAGGUAUUACCGAUCCGAUCACUAAAUUACAGCCUAGAACUCCUUAUAUCGGUCCAACAGAUGCCGCUAAGGAAGCCAUAAGAAAUGGCACGGAGGAGAUCGCAAAGAUUGAGGCCGGCUUACCUCUCCGAUCACAAUUGUGA